AUUCACUUGUAAUGGACUACAUGGUGUUUUAUUCCAGAAGGCAGAACUGUUGGUGCUACCUUUAUUCCCAGCCUGUUUUGUUUAGGAAGUGAACGAUGUCACAUAAAUCACACACCCUUAUUGAUGACAUGUCAUUUUUUUAUCACUGUGGUAUCCUACAAGUUUGUUUCUCGAAACUGUAUAGGUGAGACUCAGAAAGAGGAACUCAUUUUCACAGGAUGACCAUGUACAGACACAAUACACUCUGCAAACAGACAGCUGGAUAUCUAACUGGAAACUGUGAAGCAGUACUUGAAAUGUUCUGUGACUGCUGUCCCAUAUGGAAAUACCUCAGUGUAAACUUCUCUGAUUCAAAGCACAGGUAGCUGGAGCCAUCAGACCUAAGGACAGUCUUUAACUACACCUGUAAAUGUUCACUAAACUAAUUUAUUUUUUUGCUUGCUGUGGUGCAAAGUAGUAAUUAAUGACUGAUGCACUGGUUAAAACAUAAGAAGGAACUGCCAUAGUUCUGUUUCAGUGUUAUUUAAUAGCUUUAAAACUGACUGUUGCAAAUUUCUAAUGUACACUAUGAAAUUUGUUACAGGAUCAACAGAGAAGGGGGAAAGAAGAAGGAUUUGAUGGUACCACAGACAUAGCAAUGGGGAAGGAUACGCUGCAGCCUGGCACAGAAGAUGAGCAAUGGGCCAUGGUGAAGUGUUGUAAUGGGCUUCAAAAGGAGAAGCUUUUAGUACCUCUGGAAAGUGAUGGUUUGAGGUCAGAGAAUAAGGAAUUGAAAGUUAAUUCUUAUGAACUUCAAAGAGAACAGAGUGCCCUCCAAGAAAAUUUGAAUACCGUUCAGAGGCACAAAGAUAAGUUACUAGACCUGGAGGAUAGGUUGAAAAUGAUGUUGGAUGAAGAGUCCAGUAUUCAGAAAGCUUACUACCUAUUGGCCCAGGAAAGAGAUACUUUGAGAUCAGAUCACAAAGAACUGAAAGUCAAUUUUGAUGAACUUAAAAUGAAAAGCAUUGCACUGGCAGAUAAUUUAAAUGCCAUCAGUGGAAAGUGUGAUGCUAUUCAGAGUGACCAAGAUAAGAUAGUGGGCCUGGAGGCAGAGAAAGAGGAAUUGAAACUUAAUUCUGAUGAACUUAGAAGAGAAUAUAAUGCCCUCCAAGAAAAUAUGAAUGCAGUUAGAGAAGAGUGUGGUACUCUUCAGAGUGACAAGGAUAAAUUGGUAGGCCUGGAGGGUACACUGGAAUUGUUGUUGGAUGAGGACUUCAGCAUUCAGAAAGCUUAUUUGCUAUUGACCAAAGAGAGAGAUACUCUGAGCUCAGAGCACAAAGAAUUGACGGUUAAUUUUGAUGAACUACAAUGGAAAUGCAGUUUGCUGACAGAUAAUUUAAAUGUCACCAAAGGAAAGUGUGAUGUUCUUCAGAGCAACAAAGAUAAGUUAGACCUGCAGGAUACACUGAAAAAGAUGUUGGUUCAAGAGUCCAGUACUCAGAAAGCUUACAUGCUAUUGGCUCAGGAAGGAGACAUUUUGAAAUCAGAUCAAGAAGAACUGAAAGUUAAUUUUGAUGAACUACAAAGGAAAUGCAAUUCCAUGACAGAUAAUUUAAGUGUCAUCAAUGGGAAGUGUGAUGCUCUUAAGAGGGACAGAGAUAAGUUAAUAAGCAUGGAGGAUAAAUUGAAAAUGGUGUUGAAUGAAGAGUCCCAUGUUCAGAAAGCAUACUUACUGUUAACCCAAGAAAGAGACACUUUGAAAUUAGAGCAAGAAGAAUUGAAUGUUAAUUUUGAUGAAGUUAAAAGGAAAUGCAGUGCCCUAACAGAUAAUUUAAAUGCCAUGAAAGGAAAGUGUGAUGCUCUUCAGACGGAAAGAGAUAAGUUGGUAGGAGUGGAGACAGAGCGAGAGGAACUGAAAGUUAAUUUUUAUAAACUUAAGACAGAAUAUAGUGCUCUCCAAGAAAAUUUUAAUGCUGUUAGAGAAGAGCGUGAUACUCUUCAGAGAGACAAAGAUAAGUUGGUAGGAGUGGAGGCAGAGCGAGAGGAACUUGAAGUUAAUUUUAACGAACUUAAGAUAGAAUAUAGUGCUCUCCAUGAAAAUUUUAAUGCUGUUAGAGAAGAGCGUGAUACUCUUCAGAGAGACAAAGAUAAGUUGGUAGGAGUGGAGGCAGAGCGAGAGGAAUUGAAAGUCAAUUUUCACGAACUUAAGAGAGAAUGUAGUGCUUUGCAUGAAAAUUUUAAUGCUGUUAGAGAAGAGCGUGAUACUCUUCAGAGAGAUAAAGCUAAGUUGGUAGGAGUGGAGGCAGAGAGAGAGGAAUUGCAAGUUAAUUUUCACGAACUUAAGAGAGAAUAUAGUGCUCUCCAAGAAAAUUAUAAUGCUGUUAGAGAAGAGGGUGCUAUUCUUCUGAGGGACAAAAAUAAGUUAGUAGUCAUAGCAGGUAGACUAAAAAUGGUAUUAAAUGAACUGUCCAGUAUUCAGAAAGCUUACUUCGUACUGACCCAGAAAAGACAUACUUUGAGAUCAGAGCAAGAUGAAUUGAAAAUUUACUCUGAUGAACUUAUAAGGAAAUGCAGUGACCUGGCAGGUAAUUUAAAUGUCAUCAAAGGAAAGUGUGAUGCUCUUCAGAGGGAGAAAGAUAAGUUUGUAUGCCUGGGUGCUAAAUUGAAAAUGAUGUUGGAUGAAGGGUCCAGGACUGAGAAAGCUUACUUGCUAUUGACUGAGGAAAGAGAUACUUUGAAAUUGGAGCAAGAAGAACUGAAAGUUAAUUUUUAUGAACUUAAAAGGAAAUGCAAUGUAUUGAUAAAUAAUUUAAAUGUCUUGAAAGGAAAGUGUAAUGAUCUCCAGAGAGAAAAUGACAACUUGGUAGGCAUGGUGGCAGAGCAAGAGCAACUGAAAGUUAAUUUUUAUGAACUUAGGGGAAAAUAUAGUGCUCUCCAAGAAAAUCUGAAUGCUGUUAGAGAAGAGUGUGAUAAACUUCAGAGAGACAAAGAUAAGUUGGUAGGAGUGGAGGCAGAGCGAGAGGAAUUGAGAGUUCAUUUUUAUGAACUUAAGGGAGAAUAUAGUGCUCUCCAAGAUGAUUUUAAUGCUGUUAGAGAAGAGCGUGAUACUCUUCAGAGGGACAUAGAUAAGUUAGUAGGCCUGGUGAGAAGACUGAAAAUGAUAUUGGAAGGAGGACCCAGAAGUGAGAAAGCUUACUUGCUAUUGAACCAGGAAAGAGAGACUUUGAAAUCAGAGCAUGAUGAAUUCAAAGUUUAUUUCAAUGAACUUCAAGGGAAAUGUUGUGACUCGAUGGAUAGUUUAAAUGCCAUCAAAGGAGAGCAAGAUGCUCUUCAGAGUGACAAAGAUAAGUUUGUAUGCCUGGAGGGUACACUGAAAAUGAUGUUGGACGAAGAGUCCAGGACUGAGAAAGCCUACUUGCUAUUCAGACAGGAAGGAGACAGUUUUAAACCAGAGGAACAAGAAUUGAGAGUUAAUCGUGAUGAACUUAUUAGGAGAUGCACAGCCUUGAUGGAUAAACAUAAUGCCAUGAAAGGAAAGUGUGAUGAUCUUCAGAGAGACAAAGAUAAGUUUGCAGGCCUGGAGCGAAGAUUUGAAAUGAUGGUAAAUGAAAAGUCCCGUGUUCAGAAAGCGUACUUGCUAUCAGCCCUGGAAAAAUAUGCUUUAGGAUCAGAGCACAAAAAGCUGAAAAUUAAUUUUAAUGCACUUAAAAGGAAAUGCAAUGCGGUGACGGAAAAUUUACACGUCAUGAGAGAAAAGUGUGAUGUUCUUCAGAGGGAUAAACUUAAGUUAGUAGACCUGGAGUGUAGAUUGAAGAAGAUGAUGGAUGAGGAGUCCAGUAUUCAGGAAGCUUACUUGCUGUUGGCCCAGGAAAGAGAUAAUCUGAGAUCUGAGCACAAUGAAUUGAAAGCUGGUUUUGACGAUCUUAGAAGUGAAUGUAAUACCCUGAAAAAAAAUUGAAUGUUAUUAGAGCAGAGCGCGAUGCUCUUCAGAGGAACAAAAUUGAGUAAGAUUGGAGGCUACGUUGAAAAUUAUGUAAGAAUAACUGUAACAUUUCCAAACGCUCUCUUGAUACUAUAUCCCCCAAAAAGAAAUACUUUAAAUUCAGAGCGAGAGGAUUUCAACAUUGAUUUUGAUGAAGUUUAUAAGAGCAUGUUUUUACUUCAAAAGACAAUUUUACUGCCAUUAAGAGAAGAAUGUGUUGUUCUUCAGAGGCAGAAAGAUAAGAUAGCAGGCCUGGAGGUUAGAAUGAACAUCUUUGGAAUAAAGAGAAAGAGUCUUAAGUGUUAUCGAUCCAGGAAAUGAAGAUGAAGUCAGAGGCAAUGAGAAUUAAAUCUGUCCUUUGAAAUCGCUGAUGAGGUGAACAAGGUCCUGUCUGUAGUAGCGGAUGAGACAGAGUCACUGAUGGUUAGAACUGAGUUCUUACACAGAUGCUGAAAACAAUCAGAAGCUGUGUCUGAAUACUUGAGUAUGAAACAAGACAUCUGUGAAUCAAGGAAUGUGUUAAUGCUGAACCUUCAGGAUGUCAUCAAAUUAUGUUAACAGAAAUGGAUCUGAGUAAUCUCCCAGGACACAAGAUUAUUGACUAUGCCCAAAAAUGAAUCAAAGAUUAGGCUUCUGCUUGGAAGGAACGUUUGAGAUGUGCAGCUCUUGCAGAUGGUGACAGACUUGGUGCAUCAAACAGUGAGAACUAAGGCCUGAUUGUGAAUGUCCUUACAUCAGUUCUGGUUUUGAUUUCACACACUGUACUUCCCCAAAUACAAUGUACAUUCCUCGUCUUCAUAAAUAAUAAAAUCAUGAAUUGUGUAUCUUAUGUUCAUUUAAGAAAGUUCUGUAGAAGCUGGUAGUUACGCAUCUCGGCAAGACUAUUCCCUGUCCUUGUUGAAUGCAGUUUCCAUGAAAUGUGGUGGUAAUGGAUACCCACUGAUGCAAAUGGACAGUAGGCAGGCAUCACCUUCCCAGUUGAUGGCAUAACCUUAAAUUUUUUGUUGAAAGUGAACUGGAAUGUUUCAAUUCCAGUUGUGAAAAGCUUUACGCGAUAAACACUAACUCUGCUCUUCAGUACCAUACACCUCAAGCAUAGUUGCCAUUUUAACUAAUGAAACCAGCCUUAGAACAUCUGCAUGCAUGCCUGCUGCCUAGACUUUUUUAUUUUGAUAAAAUUAAUGUACAUACAAUAGACGCCUAGGCAGUGCCCAUCCAGUCCCCUGUAAAACAGUCUUAUAAACAUCUUAUUCUAUAACAGUGGUCACCCCACGAUUUUUGAAUGUAUCUCUUAACUCUAAGAGUACUACAUAGACUGUCAUAAAGCAGAGCUGUGUUUCUAUCUAGUGAUACACAUAGGGAACCUGUUAUGUCCACUACAACUGCUUUACUUCCAUUUGUGGCUGAUUUACUGACUCUCCCUCAUAAAUUAAGUUUUUUGUGGUUUCCCUCUGCAAAAAUGCCAGGAUAAUACAUCAAUUAGGAAAGCACUGCUUCCUUCCAAAUUCAUCAUCUGUCAUUUGACACUGCAGGGUACACAGUACUAAGAGUGUCAUAAGAACAUCACUGCACGCGGGCGCGCACACACUCAUGACAGGUAAAUUGCUGCUGGUCCUUGCAAGCAUGGUCAUUCUUGGUCCUGCAGGACUCACAACGAUAUUCACUGUAUGUUAAGUGACUAACAUACACAUGCAUGCAUGUAUGAGGGUCGUACUGAAAGUCAUGAGC
Messenger RNA from Cryptotermes secundus, 5689 nucleotides. Its product is annotated as centromere-associated protein E. Gene Ontology annotation, cellular component: cytoplasm; centrosome. The coding region runs from base 638 to 3937 and encodes 1099 amino acids. NCBI's taxonomy places the organism in Eukaryota, Metazoa, Arthropoda, Insecta, Blattodea, Kalotermitidae. Gene Ontology annotation, biological process: cytoskeleton-dependent intracellular transport; cytoplasmic microtubule organization. The record is from RefSeq and is a predicted model, not a curated record. Gene Ontology annotation, molecular function: dynein light intermediate chain binding; microtubule binding. The transcript has 2 exons.